AAUAAAUCAGAUUGAAUUUGGCACGGAUGUAAUUUCGCAGUAAUAAGAUUUUAUUUUUAUUUUUUAUUUUAUAAAUUGAAAUUAGAUGCAGGGAAUUUGCUUCCAUCCAAUCCAGCCCGAGGAAAACGUAAAAAUACUACUGAACAAAAUCCUAACGUAAAAUCUGCUCUGCAUUUGUGGCUUUGUGCGCCAAAGAUUGUGAUCACCCCUUUCACAUAGACGUUUUUACGGUGCUAUAAAUUUCCCCACAAGUGUAAUUUAAUUGCAAAAUCACCGGUUUUUGCUCAUUCUCAGGUCUCAAGUCUCAAUUAGAACUUUGGCUGCCGGAGUGAACUUUCCCCGGUGUACGGCGUCCUUAUUCUGAUCAUGGGAUUGAAGUCAUUCUUAGAUGUCCAUCCGGAUUCUCACUUCCCACUCGAGAAUCUUCCUUAUGGGGUUUUCAAGCCCGAACCUUCUUGCUCUGCUAGGCCCGGCGUGGCCAUCGGUAACUACGUUUUGGAUCUUUCCGUGGUUUCCUCCGCCGGGCUUUUCGACGGGCCCGCCCUCAAGAAUUCCGAUUGCUUUAAUCAGCCUAAUUUGAAUAAAUUUCUGGAGUUGGGAAGACCUGCCUGGAAAGAAGCUCGUUCUACUUUGCAGAAGUUAUUAUCAGGUUAAUAUUUUGUGUUUCUCCAAAUGUUAUUUCACAUUUCUUCAGUGGGAUUAUGCAUAGAUUGAUCUUUUAUGAUUGAGAGAUGUAUAUAACUGCAGCAACUGAACCGACUUUGCGAGAUAAUGCAACCCUGAGGGCAAAAGCUUUGGUACCGAUGGUAGGCUUCCAUGUCUAAAUAGUUGUAUUCAAUAUCAUUUGGAAGUAUUGCUGAAGUUGGUUUUGUUUGAUUUGUCCACGAUGCUGGUACAGGAUAAGGUGCAGAUGCUUCUUCCAAUCGCGAUAGGAGACUAUACUGACUUCUUUUCAUCAAUGUAUCAUGCUAGGAAUUGUGGUAUUAUGUUUCGAGGCCCAGAGAAUGCAAUCAAUCCAAACUGGUUUCAUCUUCCUAUCGCGUACCAUGGAAGAGCUUCCUCUAUAGUAAUAUCUGGAACAGAUAUCAUUAGGCCAAGAGGACAAGGUCACCCUAGCGGCAAUUCUCCACCUUAUUUCGGACCUUCUCGAAAGCUGGACUUUGAGCUGGAGAUGGCCGCUGUAGUUGGUCCGGGGAAUGAAUUAGGAAAACCUAUUGACGUAAAUGAGGCUGCAGAUCAUAUCUUUGGAGUUGUUCUGAUGAAUGAUUGGAGUGCAAGAGACAUUCAGGCAUGGGAAUAUGUUCCCCUUGGUCCUUUUCUUGGGAAGAGUUUCGGUACAACUAUAUCCCCUUGGAUUGUGACCUUAGAUGCUCUGGAACCCUUUUCUUGUGAAGCUCCAAAACAGGAACCUCCUUCUCUCCCUUACCUUGCUGAGAAAACCUCAAGAAACUAUGAUAUUAAUUUGGAGGUCAGUAUUAGACCUGCUGGACAAGGAGAUUCGCAUGUCGUCACCAAAAGUAACUUCAAGCACUUGUACUGGACAAUUACCCAGCAACUUGCACAUCACACUAUUAAUGGUUGCAACUUAAGACCUGGCGAUCUCCUUGGAACUGGCACUAUCAGUGGACCUGAACCAGAUUCUCUUGGAUGUUUGCUGGAGCUCAGCUGGAAUGGUACGAAAUCAGUGACUCUAGGUGGAACAUCACGGAAAUUUCUUGAAGAUGGGGAUGAAGUAAUCUUUUCCGGUUUCUGCAAGGGAAAUGGUUACAUUGUCGGAUUUGGAUCCUGCUCAGGGAAGAUUCUUCCAUCGCUACCUUGAGAAUUCAGCUAGUCAUUGGAGGAGAUGCAUACCUUGACCAGUCCUCCAUAUUUGUUUUUGAGGAUGGUUUUAGGGAUACCUGUGUGAUCACCCUAGCUUCCAUUUUAUUCCUUGUGUACCUCAAAUUCAUGUGAAUAAAGUGAGCAAGUGACGUUUCAAGUAUAAAGUUAAACGUUUGCUUUAGCUUGUUCAGUAGUCUGUACUAAGGUGUUUACCAUUUGUCUGGACCCUUUUGGCUUUUGAACAGGCAGGUUUAUCUGGGCUUUGCAAUUAGCCAGCAGUUUGUCGAGGGAUUUGUCAUCUUCUAAGCCAUAAACUAAACAAUUUACUCCCGAAAUCUCAGUCAUUGAACAAGUUGUGUACCAUAUGAUCUCAGGAGUACCAUAUUAGACCUUUUAAGGACAAAUCUUUUCU
Molecule: messenger RNA, 2233 nt
Organism: Oldenlandia corymbosa var. corymbosa
Lineage: Eukaryota; Viridiplantae; Streptophyta; Magnoliopsida; Gentianales; Rubiaceae
Source: the annotation of a GenBank genome assembly